Molecule: messenger RNA, 1632 nt
Organism: Porites evermanni
Lineage: Eukaryota; Metazoa; Cnidaria; Anthozoa; Scleractinia; Poritidae
Source: the annotation of a GenBank genome assembly
AUGGUGAUGGAUCAAGCCCGCAAGGAGUUAAAGAGGCAAGAGGACAAACAGUUUUCUGUGUUUGACGAUAUAGCAAAAAAACUUUAUGAAAUAAGGAAAAGUCAGAUGAAAAAGUUCAAGGAAGCCAGAGGCAAAGGCUACACAGUAUACUUCAGCAAAGCGAAACCAGAUAAGUUAUUUGUUAAUGGUAAAUUUAUUCCUGUAAAUGCUCCGUUGACAGGUUUUGUUUAGGUACGAACACCGGUCUCUACACAUUUCCAGAGAUAAAAAUGUACAUGCAAAUAUAAUACUCUCAUUGGAGCUUUUCUUUCACUCUGCUCUCAAAUAGUCAUGUAUUUGCACAUAAUAUCCUCGUAAUCUGUUGUAGGCGUUAAGUAUAUUCACUUUAAAACUUUGUUUCCGAAUUACUGUCUAUAAAUCUGAACUAGUCUCUUGCUUUCGUACACAAACAUGCAAUCUCAAACAACUUUACUUAGUUCCAUUCCAGAGCGUAUCGUUCGCGAUAGUUAUCUUGCUGCUCUUUUAAUUGUUUGUAUCUUAUUAAGUGGUUGUACUCUAUUGUUUUUGUUUUCGUGGUUAUUUUCCUUUCAUUUUCGGUUAUUCAAAGCUAUCGCAGCAUGUGAAUGAAGUAUUUCUCUGAAUGUGAGAUUGCUGUAAAUGUGUUGAUAAAUUUUUCCCCCAAAUGAGGUCCUACUCAUUCUGAUUAUAUGGGGCAUAAUGACAAGUUCAAUCUUUUGUCGUUAAAUGUUCGUGGGAUUCGCACUUUUGAAAAGCGGAAAGCUGUUUUUAGUUGGCUCGUAAAUUCCGGGGACGACAUAUUUUUCCUGCAAGAAACAUACAGCACUGGAGAUAUUGAAAAUAUCUGGAGAAAACAAUGGAAAGGCGAAAUGUUCUUCUUGCAUGGCAGUAAUCAUAGCAGAGGUGUUCUAGUACUUAUAAGGGAUAAUUUAGAAUUCAAAGUAAAUUCCACCAAGGUAGAUUCUCAAGGUCGCUACUCUUUUCUGGAGGCUUACAUUCAAGAUUCGCCUUACUUUCUUUUAAACAUUUACGCUCCAAAGAAGUGUAGUAAAACAAUUUCUCUUCUUCAAAGACGUAUCGGAUAUUCUAAAAGGUGCAAGAGUGGAACAAGAUCACCCAUUUAUAGUCGGUGGGGACUUCAAUAUCAUUCUUGACCACGUUUUAGAUGGGCAGGGCGGUAAUAGUAAAAGGAAAGACUCCGGAAAAAUUGUUGAAGACAUGUACGCUGAGCUUGAUUUAGUGGAUAUCUGGCGCAUAAGAAACCCCACGAAUACACGUUUUAUUUGGCGUCAAAAGAAACCAAUCAUACAAAGGCGCUUAGAUUAUUGGCUCGUAAGCGAUAUUAGUUUACAAGAUGACAUAGAUUCAGUUGACAUUAAAACGUCAAUUAAGUCAGAUCAUUCAGCAAUAACGCUCUCUAUAAAUGGUUUAGAUUAUCUUGAAAAAGGACCUAACUUCUGGAAAUUUAAUUCAAACCUAGUAAAUGAUACCGCUUAUUGUGAACUUCUACCCACUGAGUAUGCCAAUUGGCUAGAGGAAUUCAAAGAAGUACAAGAUAAACGUGUCUUAUGGGAUUUAAUUAAAUACAAAAUUAGACAGCAAACAAUCAGAUAG